Messenger RNA from Hevea brasiliensis (rubber tree), 997 nucleotides. RefSeq lists its product as uncharacterized. The transcript is spliced from 9 exons. The record is from RefSeq and is a predicted model, not a curated record. Lineage: Eukaryota; Viridiplantae; Streptophyta; Magnoliopsida; Malpighiales; Euphorbiaceae. The coding region runs from base 98 to 742 and encodes 214 amino acids.
AUUAAUGUCAAUAAAUCAUUUGGCACCAAAUUUGCGGAAGGCCAGAAACCGCUUCUUAUAAACAAAGAAAUUGUUUUUAGAACAGAAAGCAGAAAAGAUGGCUAGUGCUUUGUUAUCUACUGCUUGCUUUCUCCCUUCACAGAGUAAGCACUUUCAAGAUAAGGAAGUGACUGGACUUGUAGUGAAUUUGAAGAGUUCUUUCCAUGGCCAAGUGAUUCAUAAUAAAAGUUUAUUGAGGAAGGAAUUUAGCAGAAUCAAUGGAGGCCGUGUUGCGAUUACCUCAGUGCUUGGAAGAAGCGUACAGAAGAGGGAGACAGUUAUUCCUGAUCCAGAUUACAGGAUACCAGUUGUCUUGCUUGGUUUAGCUGGUGGAUUAACUUAUACAAAUAAUCUGGCACCAGCUGUACCUGUUGGUCUCCUUGGAUUGCUCCUUUUAUUUCAGACAACAAGGGUGAGAUUUGUUUUUGACAAUGAGGCUCUGAAGGUCAAAAUUGGAGACCAGCUUGAGGAAUCAGGCGAAAAUGUGUUCGUAGGUGGAAAAAAUCGUUGGAAAUUUUCAACAUUUGUGAAUUGGGAACUAUGGUGGCCAAAUUUCCCUAUUCUGGUGUACUUUAAAGAGACUCAAACAAAACCUGAAGGACAAGUGCACUUCUUCCCAGUAAUUUUUAAUGGUAAGCAACUUUAUGAUGUAAUGGUGGAGAGAGCUGGCCCCUCUAAAAAUAGUGGUCCAAAACAAUCCUAAAAGGUUGAGCUUCGUAGUCAUAACUCUCCAGCAAUCCAUUUGAUAUUCAGUGCUUCGAUGAGGGUAAAACAUGUUGCUUCUACUGAUUGAAGCUGAAUAGUGUAGAUAUUGUUCAUCUCAUAUACUGUACGAAUUCAUAUCUUAUAUAUGUUUAUACAUUAUGGAAUUCAGGAGCAGAUUUAGUCGGUGCAAUUCUGUAUAUUCUACAAACUAAUUGCUGUUAAAAGGGGAAAAAGGAAAAAACCUUAGAAAGUA